AUGCCCCCGCAACAGACGUAUGAGCCCAACCACGCAGAGAUUCUAGUGAAGAGAGAAAAUGAACUCACGCUUCUCGAAACAAGAGCUCAGAUCAUUGAUGAUCGAAUCUGGGAGCUUGUAAGCGCCGAGAAUCCCAGGGUGACAGAGUUUCUAUGGGCCCGGAUUAUGCGAACAGAGACUCGACUUGCCUACCUACGAUCCUACGCGGACUGCCUGGAGGAAAUGAAAGCAGCCGGCAUUACUGGCCACGAGACAUUCAUCAUUGAAACUCAAGCCGUCGCCAGAACCACUCGAAAACGCGCCCAAGAACUGAGACUGUUGACUCGACAUGGCCCAGCAAUAAUAGGCGAGGUGGAAAUGGAGAUUGAACGGCUGAAAACACGACCCCUUGAGUUGGUGAACAACUCUGAGAUCAGGACAACCUUGCUUGGAUGCGCCUACGGAAACGUUUUGGAGAGACUGAAAUUAACCAAUGACUGGGAGCGACUCAACGACCCCCAAGUGAGCAAUGAGAGGAAAUUGUUAUUCCAGAAAGCGGUGUCUGAGUACUACAAUGCUGUCUCUAUGUCGGGGGAUUACGUCUGGUGCCACGUACUGGGCAGGUGGGUGGUGUCUCGCAAAGCUACAGCCGCCCAGUUUGUCCCUGGUAGCGUCUCACGCGAAGAUCUUGCCUACCUCUUUGGUGAAGAGGGGCUUAAUACUUGUGACGCACGCAACGGCCCACCGCCGGAACAGCGUGGAGCAUACCCAGAGGUCAUUCACCUCAAGGAUAUCGACGGCAAAGACCUCUCCUUUAUGUCCGAUAAACGGCCUUCUCCUGCCUUCAUCUACUUUCAUUUUCUGAUAUCAUGCAUGUAUGCGAAAGUACAGAGACCCCAAGGUAAUGUGGCAAUGGCUAUGAUGCCAGGAUCAUGGCCGUUGGUGGGCCGUGGACGCUACCUCGAAAGAAAGACUCUCUCCAUGCUGACUCGGUGCUUGACUGGUUGCGUUUUACCCCAGUGGCUCUUGGAUGGCAAAACCUUUGUUGCGAACCCCAACGACAAGGACCCUGACUAUUGCGCUAGGAGCCGUGUGGCCGCCAUGAUCCUUGCAGCGGAUUUGGGAGAUAUUUGGUCUCAAAGGAUUAAGGAAGCGCACCAAGAGCUUCUACAAGGAUGCGAAAGCGAAUGGUGA
Messenger RNA from Aspergillus nidulans FGSC A4, 1173 nucleotides. RefSeq lists its product as uncharacterized. The transcript has 3 exons. NCBI's taxonomy places the organism in Eukaryota, Fungi, Ascomycota, Eurotiomycetes, Eurotiales, Aspergillaceae. Bases 1 to 1173 code for a protein of 390 amino acids. The record is from RefSeq and is a predicted model, not a curated record.